CUGUGGUAGUGAACCGAAGGGCGGACUGGAAACAACUGUGCGCAGCCAAAAUGCCUUCCUCAGCAUGGGGACUGCUCUAUUUCAUAGGCAUCCUAGCAUCGGGAACUCUGGGAAGUGUUCCGCAAUUCGGGUCACGCAACCGCAAGAUUCACUCUAUUAGUCCUUUAAUCCCACGAGUGUCCUCGCAGUUCCCUCCGAGGACCUUUCGUCGCUUUGAAAAUGUCAAAUCUAAUAAACAAACCUCUGAUGGGGUACCGAGUGCUGAAUCUUUUCAAGAGGUCCAGCUGGAGGUUCACACACCGCGGGGCUUCCAGCAGCAGCCGCAGCCGCAGCAGCAGCAGCAGCAGCCGCAGGGAGCCCGACCAGGUGCAAACAACCUGAGGCCAGGCGGAAGGAGAGCGGACAGUGGAGCAACAAGGUCCAACUGCAGAAAUCGUCCAAUUGACUUGGUCUUCAUCAUAGACAGCUCCCGCAGUGUACGCCCUGCUGAAUUUGAGAAGGCCAAGGAGUUCCUGCAAGACACAGUGGACAGCCUGGAGAUUGGCUCAGACGCCACGCGAGUCGGCCUGGUCAAUUAUGCGAGCACAGUGCAGAUUGAGUUUCUCCUGAAGACGUAUUUUGACAAAUCUGCACUGAAGCAGGCUCUGGCUCGAAUUGAGCCCCUCGCUUCAGGAACCAUGACAGGCAUGGCCAUCAAGACUGCUGUGGAGAAAGCUUUCACUGCUGAGGCUGGAGCCCGGGUUAGCUCCAUGAACAUUGCCAAAGUAGCAAUCAUAGUGACAGAUGGGAGGCCCCAGGAUAAGGUAGAGGAUGUAUCAGCAGCAGCUCGGGCAUCUGGGAUCGAGAUCUAUGCAGUGGGAGUAGAUAGAGCUGAUAUGAUGUCCCUCCGCCUCAUGGCCAGCCAGCCACAUGAUGAGCAUGUCUUCUAUGUUGAGACCUAUGGCGUCAUAGAGAAGCUCACUUCCAAAUUUAGGGAAACCUUGUGUGGUAAGGAUGAUGAUGAUGGGAGUUCGGAGAUUCCAUUAGAUGGCGGAAUUGAUGAUAAUGGACUAGGCCUAGAUGGCAGAAAAGACGGAAUAAAUAAUGAAAAUGAUGGUAAUGGAAACAACGGUUUGGAUCCAUGUGCUCAGGGACACAAUUGCCAGCACAUUUGUGUCAACAAUGGAAACUCAUACGACUGCAAGUGUCGCACCGGCUAUGUCUUGAACACAGACAAGAAAACAUGCUCACGUUUGGAUUCAUGUUCCCAGGGACAUGAUUGCCAGCAUAUUUGUGUCAGUGCUGAUGAUUCAUACAUCUGCAAAUGCCGAAUGGGAUAUGUUUUGAAUGCAGAUCAGAGCACAUGCUCACCUAAGAACCUGGAAUUUUCAGGUUCGGAUACAUGUGACCAGGAACAUGACUGCCAGCAUUUUUGUGUCACAAAUGGUGAUUCAUACAUUUGUAAGUGCCAUGAGGGAUAUAUAUUGAAUGCAGACCAGAAAACCUGCUCACGUUCAGAUACAUGUUCUCAGGGACAUGACUGUCAACAUAUUUGCGUCAGCAAUGGUGAAUCAUACACCUGCAAGUGUCGAGUGGGAUAUGUCUUGAAUACAGACCAGAAAACAUGCUCACGUGCUGGUCCAUGUGCCAUUGGACAUGAUUGCCAGCAUAUUUGUAUAAACAGUGGUGACUCCUACACUUGCACUUGUCGAGUGGGAUUUAUUUUGAAUCAAGACAAGAAAACGUGCUCAAGUUCAGAUACAUGUGCCCAGGGACAUGACUGUCAACAUAUUUGUGUCAGCAAUGGUGAAUCAUACACCUGCAAGUGUCGAGUGGGAUAUGUCUUGAAUCCAGACCAGAAAACAUGCUCACGUUCAGGUUCAGAUGCAUGUGCCCAGGGACAUGACUGCCAGCACAUCUGUGUCAACAAUGGCAACUCUUACAUUUGCAAGUGUCGAGUGGGAUUUGUGUUGAACAUGGAUCAGAAAACAUGCUCACGCUCAGAUGCAUGUGCUCAAGGACAUGACUGCCAGCAUAUUUGUAUCAACAAUGGUGAUUCAUACAACUGCAAAUGCCGAGUGGGAUAUGUGUUGAAUGCAGACCAGAAAACAUGCUCACAGGAAAUGAGAGGUGAAAUUACUCAGGAUGCAUGCAUGUGUGAAGCUCAGAUUGUUUUCCAGAAGAAAGUACAGUCAACUAUUCAGGAGCUGAGCCGAAAACUUGAUGAACUUUCAAACAAAGUGGACCUGAUUGAGGGCCAACAGCAGUAUUAAGAACAGUGAUGAAAAUGUGAGAAGACAUGUUAAGGACGAGUAGGGUAUCUUUGUAUUUUUGAUCAGCUUAAGUCAUUUACUCUCUAAAUCUCUUUCAGAUAAAUAUAUUCUAUAAUUUGGUAGAGGUCUACAUCGUAUUGAUUACUUUUUUGUACUGUAAACCUGCAUAUUGAAUUCACAUCAAUGUCAGUUAAUGCUUCUUACAGUAUAGUCAGGUAUAACUGGUCAAAAUGUUUACAUACACAGUGUUAGAAAUUCUAGAUUUCCUGUUAAUAUUGUAAGCCCUUGAGUUAAGACUCAUGAAAGAAUUAUUAAACAUGGUAAAUUUUUACUUUCAUGAUAAAUGUUUUUUCUUUUUGUGGAGAAAGAGUUGCACCACGUCCCAGUUGUGUAUGUAAUACUCUAAGACUAUUUCUUGGUCCGUGCUCUAGGUCUUUAUCCAUAAUCAUAACACAACUAAUCUCUUAUACAACAAGAGCAUUGUUAUUAACCUUUUGUUUAAAGCACUAUUACAGAGAGGUCAAAUUGGCUCAUGGCCCUGUUACAUCACAGUGAAUUACUAUGAUCCCUUCCUUUGAUACCUGAAAACUUUAUUUCACAAUAUUGAUUGGUAAUUAUUAUUUUGUUUGUUAGAGACAGGUGCUAUUGUUUUCGGGGGAGAAACUGUUUGGGGACUUCAAGGAUAACUGGACUGAUUCAGUAGUUACUUUGCAGACUUGGCAAAGUCCAGGCCAUUAAAAACUAUGUUCAGUGCACUAAGUAUUGAAAUCAUGAGACUUUCCAUUGAGAUACUCAGUCUUUGUGACCAGUUAAAACUGUAUUUCACUGUACGGUAUUUUUGUCAUAGACACACAAACUGUGUUUUCUGCUUUGUAAUUUGAACAAACUGACAGUGCUGUGCAUGACAUAUUUUUGGUGCUUUUGUGUUAGAAAUAACGUGUAUAUUUUCUAUUGGGAAAAGAGUUGCCUAUGGAGAAUAAAUAUUCUGA
Acanthopagrus latus (yellowfin seabream) is the source of this 3241-nucleotide messenger RNA. Its product is annotated as matrilin-3-like. NCBI's taxonomy places the organism in Eukaryota, Metazoa, Chordata, Actinopteri, Spariformes, Sparidae. The coding region runs from base 51 to 2252 and encodes 733 amino acids. The transcript is spliced from 12 exons. Gene Ontology annotation, molecular function: calcium ion binding. The record is from RefSeq and is a predicted model, not a curated record.